Molecule: messenger RNA, 1838 nt
Organism: Octodon degus (degu)
Lineage: Eukaryota; Metazoa; Chordata; Mammalia; Rodentia; Octodontidae
Gene: Fut9
Product: fucosyltransferase 9
Exons: 3
Coding region: 332-1411 (359 amino acids)
Cellular component (GO): membrane
Molecular function (GO): alpha-(1->3)-fucosyltransferase activity
Source: RefSeq, a predicted model, not a curated record
GCUGCUUCGGCGGAGACGGAGAUGGGCAGCCAGCGCGCGCGGCGCAGCAGCUCCGGACCCGCGGCUCUCCCCGCCCGCAGCUCCCUGGGCCCCCGUCGCCGCCGCUGUCGCUGCCCUGGUGUCCCCCGACUCCAGCGCUGCUCCUAGGACGGCGCCGCCAGCGCCUCCCGGCCCUGCCUGCUGCUGGCGCCGCGCAGCCCUCGUGCGCGCCCGGGUGGCGCUCUCCCCCAGGACCGAUUUAGAAUGUGAUAACUCACACAUACAGUAACAGCGGAAAACUUUAACAAUUAUCUAUGUGCUUCCCGUGAUAUGUUCUCUAUAUCAAAAAAUUAUGACAUCAACAUCCAAAGGCAUCCUCCGGCCAUUUUUAAUUGUCUGCAUCAUCCUGGGCUGCUUCAUGGCGUGUCUGCUUAUUUACAUCAAGCCCACCAGUAGCUGGAUCUUCAGCCCAAUGGAAUCUGCCAACUCAGUGCUGAAAAUGAAACAUUUCUUCUCCUCCAAAACUGAUUAUUUUAAUGAAACUACUAUUUUGGUGUGGGUGUGGCCAUUUGGGCAAACCUUUGACCUCACAUCCUGCCAACCAAUGUUCAAUAUUCAAGGAUGUCAUCUCACGACAGAUCGUUCACUGUACAACAGAUCACAUGCAGUCUUGAUACAUCACCGUGACAUCAGUUGGGAUCUGACUAAUUUACCUCAGCAAGCUAGGCCACCCUUCCAGAAGUGGAUUUGGAUGAAUCUGGAAUCACCAACUCACACCCCGCAAAAGAGUGGUAUUGAGCACCUCUUCAACCUGACUCUAACUUACCGCCGUGACUCAGAUAUCCAAGUGCCUUAUGGCUUCUUGACAGUAAGCACAAACCCAUUCGUGUUCGAAGUGCCAAGCAAAGAGAAGUUGGUGUGCUGGGUUGUAAGUAACUGGAACCCCGAGCAUGCCAGGGUCAAGUAUUACAAUGAGCUAAGCAAAAGUAUUGAAAUCCAUACCUAUGGUCAAGCAUUUGGAGAAUAUGUGAAUGAUAAGAACUUGAUUCCUACCAUAUCUACUUGUAAAUUUUAUCUCUCUUUUGAAAACUCGAUUCACAAAGAUUACAUAACAGAAAAGCUCUACAAUGCUUUCUUGGCUGGAUCUGUGCCUGUUGUUCUGGGACCAUCCAGGGAAAACUAUGAGAAUUAUAUUCCAGCAGAUUCUUUCAUUCAUGUGGAAGAUUAUAACUCUCCCAGUGAGCUAGCAAAGUACUUAAAGGAAGUUGACAAAAAUAAUAAGUUGUACCUUAGCUACUUUAACUGGAGGAAGGAUUUUACUGUAAAUCUUCCACGAUUUUGGGAAUCACAUGCAUGCUUGGCUUGUGAUCAUGUAAAAAGGCAUCAAGAAUAUAAGUCUGUUGGUAAUUUAGAGAAAUGGUUUUGGAAUUAACUGUUUCCAUCAUUUGCACAUUUAGUAAAACAUUAUGAUGAGAUAUCAUCCAGAUAUCGAGGAUAAGAAGAGAAACAAUAUUCUGAUUUUGUGUUACAAUUUAUUUUUAUCACCUCAUUGGUAAUGUGUAUAUUUUGAUGGAGAUGGAGAUUUUUAAGAGCUCACAAUUACCAAUCAUUCCAUUUGGUUUUGAAUUAUUUUGUAUAUACCUAAUUAUAUACACUGAAAAAUAAUUUAUUCUUCAUUAUCAUUUAUAAACAUUCUUGUUCACAUUUUUAUACUUGUAUGUAAGUUGACUUUCUGUUGUUUUUACACUGAUCAACUCUUCAAUAUAUUUGGAAAAUGAAGAUGCACAGCUCAUGUCUAAAAGUCUAAAAGAUUUUUGGUAAAUAUUACAAUCUAUAAUUCCAAAUUUGCUUAAUGUUAA